CAUCUUUCUAUAAAUAACCUUAAUCUUUCAGCAAUCUCUUCAGAGAUUUGACACAUUUAUUUAUCUACAAAUUAAGAAUAUGAUAAGUGGUGAAAUGUGGACUAGCAUAGGCUCUGUGCUCGCAAGCCUGAUGUUUUUAUGGGCUAUGUUCAAGCAAUAUUUUCCAUAUGAUAUCAGCCGUUUUUUCCAGCGAUAUGGUCAUAAACUUGUCUCUUUCUUCUACCCUUAUAUCCAAAUCACAUUCCAUGAGUACUCUGGCGAUGGUUUUCAUCGUGCCACGGCCUAUGUCGCGAUUCAGCGUUACUUGGCUGCCAAUUCCUCGGGGACAGCCAACAGACUGAAGGCUGAUUCAGUAAAAGACACUGAAACACUUGUGCUUAGCAUGGAUGAUCAAGAAGAAAUCACCGACGAGUAUCGAGGGGUUCGGGUAUGGUGGGCUUCCAGCAUGACCACGCCUAAGGCUCAGUCCAUUUCUUUUUUUCCCCGGGAGGAUGAUAAGAGGUUUUAUACAUUGAGUUUCCACAAGAAGUAUCGCGAAUUGGUCACUAAGUCUUACUUGACUCAUGUUUUGGCUGAAGGGAAAUCUAUUGCAGUGAAGAAUCGACAGAGAAAGUUGUACACGAAUAAUAAGAAGGAGACGUGGUCUAGAUAUGGGAGGACUAUGUGGAGUCAUGUUGUGUUUGAGCAUCCAGCUAGUUUCGAGACUCUUGCAUUGGAGGUGAAGGUGAAGAUGGAUAUCAUGAAUGAUUUAAUUACGUUUAGUAAGGGGAAAGAUUAUUAUGCGAAAGUUGGGAAGGCUUGGAAAAGAGGGUACCUUCUUUAUGGUCCUCCGGGUACUGGGAAAUCUACUAUGAUAGCGGCUAUGGCUAAUCUGUUGAACUACGAUGUGUAUGAUCUUGAGUUAACCUCUGUUAAGGAUAAUACAGAGUUGAGAAAGUUGCUUAUUGAUACUUCUGGGAAGUCGAUUAUAGUGAUUGAGGACAUUGAUUGUUCUCUUGAUCUCACAGGGCAGAGGAAAAAGAAGGGCAAGGACGGGGAAUCUGAGGACGAAAAGGAUGCUGUUAAAAAGGCCGUUGAAAAUUCAGGGACUGAUGAUGGGAGCAAAGUGACUUUAUCAGGGCUGCUGAAUUUCAUUGAUGGCCUUUGGUCUGCUUGUGGAGGGGAAAGAAUUAUUGUCUUUACAACCAAUUAUCUGGAGAAACUUGACCCUGCUUUGAUCCGAAGAGGGCGUAUGGACAAGCAUAUUGAGAUGUCUUAUUGUUCGUUUGAGGCAUUUAAGGUGCUUGCAAGGAAUUAUUUAGAUUUAGAAUUUCAUGAACUAUUUCAAAGAAUUGAAGAGUUGCUUGGAGAAACUGAUAUGACUCCUGCUGAUGUUGCGGAGAAUCUGAUGCCUAAGUCUGCUGAAGAGGACGGUGUGAGUUGCUUGAAUUGUUUGAUAAGUGCGCUAGAGGAUGCAAAAGUUGCGGUAGCUAAAGCCAAGGAAGAAGAGAAACUCAAGGCGGAGGAAGAAGAGAAACGCAAGGCCGAGGGAGAAGAGAAAGGCAAGUCUGAGAAAAAAGAGGAUCUGAAAGAAAAGAGUGGUGAAGAAACAUCAGGAAGCAAGGAUGUGAAAGAAAAUGGAGCAGUGGUUAUCUAACUUUUAUCUGCAUUGUAUAGGAGACUGUUGAAUUUUAGCUACUUGUUUGUUGUGAUUUUCUGAGUAUGCAUUGUUGUAUAUGAUCAUAUGCUAAUAAAAAUCUGUAGCUUUACAUGAAA
Molecule: messenger RNA, 1755 nt
Organism: Daucus carota subsp. sativus
Lineage: Eukaryota; Viridiplantae; Streptophyta; Magnoliopsida; Apiales; Apiaceae
Product: AAA-ATPase ASD, mitochondrial-like
Exons: 1
Coding region: 80-1636 (518 amino acids)
Molecular function (GO): ATP hydrolysis activity; ATP binding
Source: RefSeq, a predicted model, not a curated record